CUGACAAUAUCUUUAAGAGAGGAUUUGUAACGAAGUUUCAAUCGACUUUCAAUCUCAAUAUACUUUACAUGUUCUUAGACUAUUUUAAAGGAUUAUCAAAAUCAUGACAGAAUUAUUAUGUUGGUUGUUGCUUGUUUUGGUGAUGACCCCUGUGACAAUGGGUCAAAACCCGCAGGUAACAUUGCCUGGCUUGGGCACCAUUGAGGGUUAUACCGGUAGUUCUUUCAUCAAUGGAAGGCUUUUCAAUCGCUUCCGAGGAGUUCCUUUUGCCAAACCUCCGCUUGGUGAUCUCAGGUUUAAGGCCCCGGAGCCAGUUGAGCCUUGGACGGGAAUAUUAGACGCGCACACUAGCUUUGGCUUCAGGUGUCCCCAAUUAGGAGAUUUGGGCUUGUUCGUUUCAAAAGAAACGACUUCUUCGAUUAAAGCAGAAAACGACACAAGCGAAAAUUGCCUCUUUCUCCAACUUUAUACGCCAACACUCGACCCAUCGGCCAAAUUGCCAGUUAUCGUUUUCAUCCACGGCGGAAGUUUUGCGUCAGGAUCGUCGCGAACGUUUGCUGGUGACAAAUUCAUGGAUCAUGAUGUCAUUUUAGUUAUCCCUCAUUAUCGGGUGGGGCCAAUUGGUUUUCUCAACUUGCAAACUGACGAUAUUCCUGGCAACGCCGGUUUAUUGGACCAAGUCGAGGCGUUAAAAUGGGUUCAAAAUUAUAUCACCUUCUUUGGAGGCGACCCGAAAAGAGUGACUGUUAUGGGGGAGAGUGCAGGCUCGGUGAGCACCACCCUGCUCAACCUCAGCCCUCUCUCAACGAAUCUGUUUAAUCAAAUGAUUGGUCAGAGUGGGGCUGCAGCGUCGCCGUGGAUGAUAGAAAACGAUCCUGCUAGAGCUGCUCAAGUAAUCGGAGUCAUUGCUGGUUGCACUGACACGGAAAUUAACGCGCAAACCCAGUGUCUAAAAACCGUCGAUCCUAUAGUGCUGUCGUUGGCAGCUGUAAUUUUCUUGCUUCAAGAACAACAAGCGGGUCGAACGGGAUUGGGAGGAAUGGCCCCAUCGCUGCAAAUGGCAGGAGCGGUUCGCUUUUUGGAAAAAGCGCCGGUGGAAAUUUACAAAUCAGGCGAAUAUAAUGCAAAGCCUUCGAUUUUUGGGGCUAACAAGCACGAGGGAACUCUUUUAUAUCAAUCAUAUUACAAUAAUAUUUUGUUACCCAAUGGUUUUGUGAACAACACGGACUUUCUCAAAAAUGAUUUCACAAAAUUUCUCCUUGUUGACUACUUGGGCAUUCAAGAUCAAGGAAACACUCUAGGCAUAGCAGUCGAAAACACUUAUCUAGGAAAGGAAAAUAUGGGUGAUUUGAGAGCCAUGACGCCGGGAUUAAUCGAUCUUCUGGCUGGCUUGCUUAUGAAAGGACCCACGCACGCCACCGUUGAGUACAACGCUGCCAAGGGCGCCCCUUCUUAUCUGUACUCAUUUCAUUUCAACGGAUCCAAUACCCUUUUCAAUAACUUUGCACCUUCUUCGCCAAUCCCCGGAGGAAUUUCUCACGGUGACGAGAUGAUUUUGCAAUUUGCACCAUCAGACUUUCCUCUAGACGAGAGGGACAAAAUAAUGUCCAACAAAUUCCUGAAUCUGUGGGUUAACUUUGUCAAAUAUGGAAAUCCAACUCCUCCUGAAAACCCGAUUGAAGGUGUUCCUACUUGGCCUACUUGGGCGGGAAGCGAUCAACACUACAUGGUCAUUGACGAGACGUCUAAAAUCAUGCAAGACUAUCCCCAAAACGAUUAUUUUGUCUCGAUUAAUGAGAAUUUUUUCGCCGUGUUGAUUUUGAUCCUGGUCAAUGUCAAUGUGUCCCAAGGCCAGAACCCGCAGGUCACCCUGCCUGGUCUGGGCACACUCGAGGGCUACACGGGCAAAGCUUACAUUAGCGAUCGACCUUAUUUCCACUUCCGAGGAGUUCCCUUCGCACAACCGCCAGUCGACGCAUUGAGAUUCAAAGCCCCCCAGCCAGUCCAAUCGUGGGAUGGAAUUUUGGACGCGCACAGCAGUUUUGGUGGCCGUUGUCCGCAGAUUGGCGUUGCUGGUAGAGACGCAAUGUGGGACUCGUGGAUGACCAAAGUGGAGGAUAACAUUUUUGGCAGGGCUGAAAACGAAACCAAGGAGGAUUGCCUCUUCCUGCAAGUUUACUCGCCCAAUUUGGAUCCGUCUGCAAAUUUGCCCGUUUUGGUUUUCUUCCACGGCGGAGCUUUCGCAACAGGAUCGUCCCGACUUUACGGCGGAAGCAAAUUUUUGGAUCACGACGUUGUCCUUGUUGUCCCUCAUUACCGACUUGGCCCUCUUGGCUUCCUUUCCCUUCACACGGACGAGAUCCCCGGAAACGCUGGAAUGUUGGAUCAAGUUGAAGCUUUGAAAUGGGUCCAGAAUUACAUUUCUUACUUUGGAGGAAAUCCCAAUAAAGUUACCGUGAUGGGAGAGAGCGCAGGAGGUGUCAGCUCGUCGAUGCUGAACCUCAGUCCCCUUUCGACCAAUUUGUUCCAACAGUACAUUUCUCAAAGCGGUUCAGCGAUCGCCAAUUGGGGCCUUGAUUUGGACCCGAUCCGCGCCGCCUCUGAAAUAGGAACGAUCGCGGGCUGCCCCAGCACUGAAAUCAACGCACUGACGGCUUGUCUUCAAACAAUUGACGUCACCACUCUCAACGAGGCCCACGCAACUUUUGCAGCUAUGGAACAAAGUGUGGGUCGUUCCGGGUUCGCAGGCUGUUCUCCAGUAGUGCAAAAAGCAGGAGCUGUGAGGUUUUUGGAGAGGUCUCCGACUGCCAUUGUCAACUCUGGUGAAUACAAUGCUAAGCCAGGCAUGUUUGGCGCAACAAAACAUGAGGGAACUUUGGUUUAUCACUUCUUAUACAAAGGUUUUUUGGAACCUAACGGACUAGUAAAUGACACCGAGUACAUGAAACGCGGAAUCACUAGAACUUUUCUUAACUUCUUUGAUGUUAUGGACCAGGGCGAUACUUUGGCCAUUUCUGUAGAAAAAACUUUCUAUGGCGCACAAAAUAUGGGAGAUUUUGCAGCUAUGACUCCUGGCGUUGUGGACUUUACCUCAAACAUGUUUAUCAAAGGGCCCGUUUAUGGAAACGCUCUAUACAACACAGCUAAGGGCGCGCCAAGUUAUUUGUACGCCUUCCACUUUGACGGAUCGAGGACUUUGUUCCCCUUUUACGCUCCUAACUCGCCCAUUCGAGGAGGUGUGUGCCAUGCAAACGAGCUCAUUUUGCAGUUCGCGAUGCCUACAUUUACGAUGAAUGCUGAGGACAAAAUUAUUUCAAACCAAAUUGUCAGCCUCUGGGCCAAUUUCGUUGCCUUUGGAAACCCCACUCCCUCCUCCAACCCAGUUGAGGGAAUUCCCACUUGGCCUGCGUGGACGCCAAGCAAUGACGUUUACUUGGUUAUCAACUCAACGUCCUCCAUUGCCCAAGAUUACACAAAUACGGAAUAUUUUGUGGCGAUCAACGAGAAUUUCCCUUACAACUUGCAGUAGAAAAUGUUAUUUGAUAUUUUCAUAAAUAAAACUUGCAUAUUUAUAUAAAAAGUC
Messenger RNA from Neocloeon triangulifer, 3583 nucleotides. RefSeq lists its product as uncharacterized. The record is from RefSeq and is a predicted model, not a curated record. Lineage: Eukaryota; Metazoa; Arthropoda; Insecta; Ephemeroptera; Baetidae. The transcript is spliced from 23 exons. Gene Ontology annotation, molecular function: hydrolase activity. The coding region runs from base 104 to 3529 and encodes 1141 amino acids.